Molecule: messenger RNA, 797 nt
Organism: Colossoma macropomum (tambaqui)
Lineage: Eukaryota; Metazoa; Chordata; Actinopteri; Characiformes; Serrasalmidae
Gene: dlx6a
Product: distal-less homeobox 6a
Exons: 3
Coding region: 31-780 (249 amino acids)
Biological process (GO): embryo development; regulation of transcription by RNA polymerase II; cell differentiation
Molecular function (GO): RNA polymerase II cis-regulatory region sequence-specific DNA binding; DNA-binding transcription factor activity, RNA polymerase II-specific
Source: RefSeq, a predicted model, not a curated record
GGGUAAAGUGCUCUCGAGGCAGCAAAUUUGAUGAUGACCAUGAGUACGAUGGCUGACGGUCUGGAGGCUCAGGACUCGUCCAAAUCGGCGUUCAUGGAGUUUGGUCAGCAGCAGGCGCCCUCGCAGCAGAGCUCGCCGUCGGUGGGCGCCGGCCACUACCCGCUGCACUGCCUGCACUCCGGCGCGCACCAGCAGCAGCACGACGGCUCGCCUUACUCGGGCUCCGGCUCGUACAACCGCUCGCUCGCCUACUCGUAUAUGAGCCACCCGCACCACAGCCCCUACCUGCCCUCCUACCACAGUAACGCGGCCGCGGCGCACACCAGGUUAGACGGCACAGGUAAGAGACAGCAGAAAACAACAGUGAUUGAAAACGGAGAAAUACGGUUCAACGGGAAGGGCAAGAAGAUCCGCAAACCGCGGACCAUCUACUCCAGUUUGCAGCUACAGGCUCUGAACCACCGCUUCCAGCAGACCCAGUAUCUCGCCCUGCCAGAACGCGCGGAGCUCGCCGCCUCCCUCGGCCUCACGCAGACACAGGUAAAGAUCUGGUUCCAGAACAAGAGGUCGAAGUUCAAGAAGCUGCUGAAGCAAGGCAGCAACCCCCACGAGAGCGAGCCUCUGCCGGGCUCCCUCGCGCUGUCCCCGCGCUCGCCGGCCAUCCCGCCCAUAUGGGACGUGUCUGCGUCCUCCAAAGGUGCGAGCAUGUCCGCCAACAGCUACAUGCCCGCCUACUCCCACUGGUACUCCUCUCCUCACCAGGACUCAAUGCAGAGAUAGGCUGCGCGCGCCCGGCC